This is a messenger RNA of Glycine soja, 871 nucleotides long. Its product is annotated as histone H2A variant 1. The coding region runs from base 167 to 577 and encodes 136 amino acids. Gene Ontology annotation, cellular component: nucleosome. Lineage: Eukaryota; Viridiplantae; Streptophyta; Magnoliopsida; Fabales; Fabaceae. The transcript is spliced from 3 exons. Gene Ontology annotation, molecular function: DNA binding; protein heterodimerization activity; structural constituent of chromatin. The record is from RefSeq and is a predicted model, not a curated record.
CCCACGCAAGGUUGCGCGCCUCUCGAUUUGAGAAAAUUGAGAAUUCAAAGUUCAAACAUAACACAUACCACAUUUAAUGACAUCAUAGGCACCCUUUUAGAUCUAAUCCUCAGAAUCAGCUUCAGCCUUUCUCUCUAACUCCCUCACUCACACUCACAGUUAAGCAAUGGCGGGGAAAGGAGGAAAGGGGCUUCUUGCAGCGAAAACCACCGCGGCUAACAAGGACAAAGACAAGGACAAGAAGAGACCUAUUUCUCGUUCAUCUCGUGCCGGAAUCCAGUUUCCUGUGGGACGUAUCCAUAGGCAGCUGAAACAAAGGGUCCAAGCUAAUGGACGUGUUGGUGCCACUGCUGCCGUAUACUUAGCCUCAAUUCUUGAGUAUCUUACUGCUGAAGUUCUUGAACUUGCUGGGAAUGCAAGCAAGGAUCUGAAGGUGAAAAGGAUAACACCAAGGCAUUUGCAGCUUGCUAUCAGAGGAGAUGAGGAGUUGGACACCCUUAUUAAAGGGACCAUUGCUGGGGGUGGUGUCAUUCCUCACAUCCACAAGUCCUUGAUCAACAAAACAGCCAAGGAUUGAGCUCGCUCUUUGGCCUUCUGAUUUCAUGUUGCUGUUUACUGAGAACUAAGUUUGUGUUUAUUGUGAAUUGAUCACAGUAGUAGGUUUGUAUGAAUGAUUUAUUUUAACAGUUUUAUAACUCAGGUUGUAGUGUGUACAUGGCUUGCUAGACAAUGCUUUCUUUAACUAUUUUAAUGGGUCUGUUGUUAGAGCUUUAACCAUGUUGGAUUGCUUGCUAGACAAUGCUUGCUUUUAGGUGCAAUCUGUGAUUUGUUGUUGUCUUUGUUGGCAAUUGACCCCUCACCCCUUCAUAUA